Molecule: messenger RNA, 807 nt
Organism: Drosophila novamexicana
Lineage: Eukaryota; Metazoa; Arthropoda; Insecta; Diptera; Drosophilidae
Gene: Vps29
Product: vacuolar protein sorting-associated protein 29
Exons: 1
Coding region: 126-674 (182 amino acids)
Biological process (GO): intracellular protein transport; retrograde transport, endosome to Golgi
Cellular component (GO): retromer complex; endosome
Source: RefSeq, a predicted model, not a curated record
AAAUACAGCUGUUCUUGUCAGCUCUGAAAUUUUACUGGGCGUUUCACCAGCUUUUGUUGAUAAAAAACGCAUUAAAUACGUAUCACAUCCGGGCUUAAAAACAGGAAACAUAAUACAGCUGUAAAAUGCUUGUACUAGUACUUGGCGACUUGCAUAUACCUCACCGUUGCAGUAGUCUGCCGGCAAAGUUCAAAAAGCUGCUUGUGCCCGGUCGGAUACAUCAUAUAUUGGCCACCGGAAACAUCUGCACCAAGGAGUCGUAUGAUUAUCUCAAAUCGCUGGCCAACGACGUGCACAUAGUGCGCGGCGAUUUCGAUGAGAAUCUCAGCUAUCCGGAGCAAAAGGUUGUGACAGUGGGACAAUUUCGUAUUGGCCUGUGCCAUGGUCACCAAGUGGUGCCGCGUGGUGAUCCGGAGGCUCUGGCACUAAUCCAACGCCAGCUGGAUGUGGAUAUACUCAUAACGGGGCAUACGUACAAGUUUGAGGCGUACGAGCAUGGCAAUAAGUUCUACAUAAAUCCCGGCUCGGCGACGGGCGCCUUCAAUCCUCUGGACACAAAUGUGGUGCCCUCAUUUGUGCUGAUGGACAUACAGAGCACAACGGUGGUCACCUAUGUGUACCAACUGAUUGGCGACGAGGUCAAGGUGGAGCGCAUUGAGUACAAGAAGAUAUAACCAAGUAUUAGCAGCAAAUUCAUUCCGCCUCACGCUUGUGCACGCACUGAUCCGAUCUGUCUUGAUCUUGGCUUAAUUAUGGAAAAUUGAAUAAUAUAUAUAUAUAUAUAUAAAUAAUGUAUAAAUUAAACAC